AGCGUGCAGAAAAAAAAGUCACAGUCGCGAACCAAAUCGAAGAUAAACCCCAAAGCUAGCGAGAAAAGCUUGAAUUUUAGGGUUGAAGAUGUGUUCGUUAUCGAUGCAAUUCUCGAUUUUGCAAUCACGGUUUCGUCCUUCUUCUUCGUCUUUUUUAUCCAACCAUGAACCUAAACUCUCUACUUCUUCCUCUGUGAGCUUCCCGUUGAAGAUGACGAAGAGUAGCAGCGGAAGUGGGGGUUUGAUGGUUCUGAGAGUUAAAGCUUAUGGUUCCUCCUCUGAUUCGUCUGCAGAUUCCUCCACGCCUCCUAAUGGCACUCGGCAGCCUAAAAGCAGGAGGGAUAUAUUACUGGAGUAUGUUCAGAAUGUGAAGCCUGAGUUCAUGGAGAUGUUUGUUAAACGUGCCCCUAAACCUGUGGUUGAUGCAAUGAGACAAACUGUGACGAAUAUGAUAGGAACGCUGCCUCCGCAGUUUUUUGCGGUUACUGUCACCUCUGUUGCCGAGAACCUUGCACAGCUGAUGAUGAGUGUGUUGAUGACUGGGUAUAUGUUCAGAAACGCUCAAUAUCGUCUUGAACUGCAACAAAGUUUGGAGCAGGUUGCUCUUCCUGAACCACGUGAUCAAAAGGUGAACGUGUUUAAGGGAGCUGAUGAAGACUAUGCACCUGGAACACAAAAGAACGUUUCAGGGGAAGUGAUCAGGUGGAAUAACAUAUCUGGUCCUGAGAAAAUUGAAGCGAAAAAAUAUAUCGAACUUCUGGAAGCAGAGAUUGAAGAACUCAACCGUCUAGUGGGGAGAAAAUCUGCGAAUCAGCAGAACGAGAUUUUGGAGUAUCUAAAAUCUCUCGAACCCCAAAAUCUUAAGGAGCUUACAAGCACAGCAGGUGAAGAUGUUGCUGUGGCCAUGAAUACAUUUGUCAAGCGACUUCUGGCUGUUUCAGACCCAAACCAAAUGAAGACGAAUGUGACAGAGACAAGCGCAGCAGACCUAGCAAAAUUGUUGUAUUGGUUAAUGGUGGUGGGAUAUAGCAUUCGGAAUAUCGAGGUUCGGUUUGAUAUGGAACGUGUGCUUGGUACUCAAGCGAAACUUGCAGAGCUGCCUCCAGGUGAAAUUAUUUGAAUACUAUGGUGAAUAAACCCGGGGGCCUUUUUACCCCAAAGAACUGAGAUUUCACUUAUGUAAUUUUUAUUGUAAAAUUGAUCGAACUUAAUUUGAUGAGAAGACAGUAUUGGCUGCUGGAAACUUGGAAUUAGAUCACAAGUUUUUGCUUUGA
Molecule: messenger RNA, 1274 nt
Organism: Capsella rubella
Lineage: Eukaryota; Viridiplantae; Streptophyta; Magnoliopsida; Brassicales; Brassicaceae
Exons: 7
Coding region: 89-1120 (343 amino acids)
Source: RefSeq, a predicted model, not a curated record